Molecule: messenger RNA, 950 nt
Organism: Danaus plexippus (monarch butterfly)
Lineage: Eukaryota; Metazoa; Arthropoda; Insecta; Lepidoptera; Nymphalidae
Gene: CPH16
Product: cuticle protein 38-like
Exons: 1
Coding region: 45-866 (273 amino acids)
Source: RefSeq, a predicted model, not a curated record
UUUGGAUCCUUUUGUCAAUUGCAUCUGAACUAACACAGACCACGAUGAACUCGCUGGUGGUGUUGUUUUCCGUUAUGGCGCUAACAGCUGCCAAGCCUUCUGGGCUCAUACAAUCUGAGGUCAUAAGCUACGCCGCUCCAGCUGUAGCUCUAGCUCCAGCAGCAGUAUCACACCAGUCUCGGAUAGAUAUUAAAUCAUCUCCAGCAGUGAUUUCUGAAAAAAUUAUUGCUCCUGUCACUCGCACUGUAGUGGCUGAACCAGCCAUCGUUGCGGCUCCAGCAUCUUAUGUUGCACCUGCUGCUUAUGCUGCUCCAGCUGCUUUAGCAGCCCCAGUGUCAUAUUCUGCACCCGUUGCUUAUGUUGCUCCUGGACUCUACUCGGCUCCAAUUGCCGUCGCCCCAGCAGCAGUUUCUUCUCAAUCUCGUUUGGACAUUAAGUCAUCUCCAGCAGUAAUAAGCACUGUUGCCGCCGCCCCCGUAUUGAGUGCUUACAGUGCAUCAGUUCCCGCCAUUUAUCCAUCCGGUUUCUUUUCACCAGCCAUUGUUCCCUCAGCUGCAUUGUUAAAGAGCGAAAUUAAACCUAUUGCCGUAUCAAGUUCCCAAGACGCUGGAGAAAUCAAACCUGAACUGCCAGUUGCUCCCACCGAGACACCUGAAGUUGCUGCUGCCCGUGCCGCCCAUCUUGAAGCUAAAGCCCUUGAAGAAUCUCACCAGAUUAACAAGCGUUCUUUAAGAUAUUUGGCGAACCCUCCAAUCGUAUCUACUUAUUCAGCCCUUCCAGUGCCCCUUGUUUCUUCUCCAUUGUAUUCAGCACCGAUAGCCGUAUCAAGCCCCGUCAUCGGCAACGCUUACAGAAUCCACUACUAAACUCCGAUAUGAAAUCGAGAAAUAUUCUUCUCAAUUCAGUCAGGCAAAAAUGUUUGUAGUCAUCAAUAAAAUAUAAAUCAAAUU